Messenger RNA from Oryza brachyantha (malo sina), 780 nucleotides. RefSeq names its product probable CCR4-associated factor 1 homolog 11. Gene Ontology annotation, molecular function: nucleic acid binding; poly(A)-specific ribonuclease activity. Bases 1 to 780 code for a protein of 259 amino acids. The record is from RefSeq and is a predicted model, not a curated record. NCBI's taxonomy places the organism in Eukaryota, Viridiplantae, Streptophyta, Magnoliopsida, Poales, Poaceae. Gene Ontology annotation, cellular component: P-body; CCR4-NOT complex; CCR4-NOT core complex. The transcript has a single exon.
AUGGGCUGGGUGCUCAUCCGGCCGGUGACGGCGUACAACCUCACCGUCGAGAUGAACGCCAUCCGCUCCCUCAUAUCCUACUUCCCCUACAUCACCAUCCGCGCCGAGUACGUCGACGUCGUCUCCGCGCUCGGCCGCCGCAAGAAUCUCCCUCCGCCAGCCAACCGCUACAAGCUCGCCAAGGCCAUGGUGGACGGGCUCGACGUUUUCCAGCUCGGCAUCACGCUCUGCGACCACAAUGGCCGCCUCCCCGUGACCGUCGCGCCGGAUGGCUCCGACGCCGAGUCGGCGUGGCAGGUCGCCUUCUCCGACUUCGACCCCGGCGGCCACAUGGAAUCGCCCGCCGGCGUCCCCGCGGCGGCGUUCGCUCGCGCGCUGUUGGAGCACGGCAUCGUGUCCGCGGAGAACCGCGGCCGGCUCACCUGGGUCGCGUUCGGCGGCCUCUACGACUUCGGCUUCCUCCUCAAGCUCCUCUCCAGCGGAGCGCCGCUGCCGGAGACGGGGGAGGGGUUCGCGCGGAUGCUGCGCCGGUACCUCGGAAACGUGUACGACGCCAAGUACGUGGCGUCGCGGCUGCCGGUGGCGGUGGGUGUCGACCUGAGCGGCGGGCUGGUGAGCGUGGCGAGGCUCCUGGGCGCGCCGGCGGUGGCGGUGGAGGAGCCCCGGCAGGCUGGCGAGAAGAGCCUGGUGGCGUGUGAGGUGUUCAUGCGGAUGACGGGCCUCUUCUUCGCCUACCACGACGUCGCCGUGCAUCUCGGAAUGAUCGACGGCGUGCACUGA